Molecule: messenger RNA, 2930 nt
Organism: Xenia sp. Carnegie-2017
Lineage: Eukaryota; Metazoa; Cnidaria; Anthozoa; Malacalcyonacea; Xeniidae
Product: dipeptidyl peptidase 9-like
Biological process (GO): proteolysis
Molecular function (GO): serine-type peptidase activity; dipeptidyl-peptidase activity
Source: RefSeq, a predicted model, not a curated record
UUCAAAAUGGUUGAAAUGAAUGGGAAUUUCGCAAUGGCAUUUCGUUAGUUGAUCAAUAUUUGAAAUAGUUGGUUUUCAUGACGGGGAAACUACCGAGGAUGUUUAAUGAGCCUGGUCGUAAGCGCAGUUGGAUUGACUUAAUCUCAACUGUAAAGACAUCGCGUAGUUUGCAUAGUCGAAGAUCGAUUCGGACGCCAAAUAAUUUCACUUUCAGCGACUCUAAACUCUACUUCUUGGCUUUGCCUGAAAACCGAAGUGAAUACACGUUGUUUUACGUGGAUUUAAGACAAGGCAAGAAUGGAAACGGGACUGCAGGUCAUGUGGCAAUUCCUACAUGGCAUUUGUUACUAGAUUUAGAUAGUCUUGGGCCUUUUCAAGGCUUCUCUCGUGAAGAACAACUCUUGAGAGCGAAAAGAAUGGGAAGUUUUGGUAUUACGUCUUAUGAGUAUGACAAGAACUCUAGGAGUAUAUUAUUUCCUGCUUGCAGUAGUCUAUACAUGUGUAAAGAUCAUGUUCUUCCAUCUAAUCCUGGUGAUUCCAAUGUUCCACUUGUUCCUGGUGAAGUAAGAAGCCAAAUAAAAGAAUCAAGAAUGGAUCCUAAAUUAUCCCCUGCUAAUCCCAAUGUGAUAGCAUUUAUCCAUCACAAAGAUGUAUGGGUGAGCAAUGUGAACACAGGUUGUGAAAAGCGUCUAACAUGGACACAUUCUGGGCUGCCACAGAAUACCGGGGUAGAAGAGGCAAUUUCAGCUGGAGUACCAUCGUUUGUUGUUCAGGAAGAAUUUGAUCGCUAUACUGGAUAUUGGUGGCAGCCAAUUGUUGAAAAUAACAAUAGGUUUUGUAUUUUAUAUGAAGAGGUCGAUGAAAGUGAAGUGGAAAUUUUGACUAUGACACCGAGCAUGGAAGCCACAGCUCCUGCUACUGUUGAAUCAUAUAGAUAUCCUAGAGCAGGUACACAGAAUGCAAUUUCAUGUUUAAAGUUGGUUGAGUUCACACUUAAUGACAAUGGAAAGUUCAAUGAGGAAACAACUAUUUAUAACUUAAAAGUAUCUUUACAUGAGGUCUUUCCAUGGCUAGAGUAUAUUGUUCGUUGUGGUUGGCUACCAGAUGGAAAAAGUAUUUGGGCUCAACUUCUGGACAGAGCUCAACAACGUCUUGCUCUUAUAGUAAUUCCAUUGUCUAUCUUUGUUCCUCAACAAUCUGAAGCCAGUAUGGAUUAUGAUGAAGCCGUGAGUCCCCAGGAGACCAUAAAGAUCAUUAUCAACGAAUCAACAGAUGUUUGGAUAAAUGUUUGUGAUAUUUUACACUUCUUUAUGUCACCACCUGGUCAAUCCCAUCUUAUCAAAUUUAUUUGGACAAGCGAGAUGUCAGGAUUUCGUCAUCUUUAUUUUGUCAAUGUUGACUGUAGCCAUGGAAACCAUACAAAUGGCGUUGUUAGUGAACACAGAGCAUCAUUUCGUCAGUUCACGUCCGGGAAUUGGGAGGUUGAUGGUAAUAAGUUAUGGCUGGACGAGAGGAAAGGUGUUGUGUAUUUCAUGGGAACCCGAGACAAAUCUGUUGAACAACAUCUUUAUGCUGCAUGGUACUUAUCUCCUUCACGAAAACCCGAACGUCUUACCAAAAUUGGUUUUCAUCAUAAUGUUACAAUGAAUGAGGACUGUAGUCUAUUCGUGAGUGUGUAUUCUUCUGUUAAAGAUCUUCCUUCAGUAACGGUUUAUGCCAUCAAUCAUAGUAAAGGAUUGUUGACAUUUACCCCAAGUAUAAUGGCAACUCCUUGCUUUCAUAUUAAAGCACCAGGUCAACAAAACGAAUCUCUCUGUCCCGAGUUGAUAAGUUUCAAAAGUCCUAAACAUGGUCAUGUUGUUCAUGGUAUGAUUUUUAAACCUCCUGGUGAUUUUGAUGUAGCACAGAAAUAUCCCACCGUUUUGUUUGUUUAUGGUGGACCUUCGGUACAGAUUGUGACAAACUCUCACAAAGGUAUACAGUUUCUACGUUUACAAACAAUUGCUAUGGCCGGUUAUCUUGUCGUUGCUUUUGAUUGUCGUGGUUCCUUUCAUCGUGGAAAGGAGUUUGAAGGUCAUCUCAAGAAUAAUCUUGGAUGUGUUGAAAUAGAAGAUCAAGUGGAAGCACUACAUCAUGUUGCCAAGACAACCCAUAAGUACAUUGAUUUGAGUCGAGUUGCUAUUCAUGGCUGGUCUUACGGUGGUUAUUUAUCGUUGCAAGGCCUGGCUCAGCGACCUGACGUUUUUAAGGUUGCUGUAGCUGGUGCUCCUGUCACAGAUUGGGAAGCCUAUGAUACCGGUUAUACAGAACGUUACAUGAACACGCCGCAGACCAACCCUAACGCAUAUUCACGGAGUUCUGUCCUUAAUAGAGUUAAGGAUUUUCCCGAUCAAGAAAAUCGUCUGUUGAUUGUUCAUGGUUUGAUUGAUGAAAAUGUUCAUUUUCAUCACACAAGUUCAUUGAUUGAUCGUCUUAUUCGAGGGAAACCAUAUCGUCUUCAGAUAUAUCCUAGUGAACGUCAUGGAAUACGACAACCGGGGGCGUCGGAACAUUACGAAGCGACUGUUUUAUCUUUUCUCGAGCAUAAUUUAUGACCGGGGGGGGUGGAUUUUCAAAGAACUACAAAUGGGUUCGUUGCAAGUAAUAUGAAUUCCUUGGAUCAUGAGAGAAAGUGUAUUUUUUUAAAUGUAGAAUUUUUAUGAUGAACUUCACGUCAUCUCAAAUGGAUUUUAACGAACUUGUAAAUAAAUAAACAAAACUUAAAGAUUAUUUUGUCUAGAGACAUAUUUAGAUAGGGAAACAAGUUAUGUGCAGUAUGGUUCGCGUUCUAGACAGUGGAUGAUAGUGGAAUGGAAAAAAUGAAAAUUCAUAAUUAUGUUGUAGUAUCAAUUCUCUUAUUUGUAAAUAAAAGGAUAAAAGGGUGGGUGUUA